GAGUCCAAACCCACCUACCUGGAAAACCUCCCGCCUGCUCAGGAGUAUGAAUUGGUCCCUCCCAAGUUAGGAGAGGAAGUGGAUGAUGUGUACCUCAUUCGUGCUCAAGGACUGCCCUGGUCAUGUACUGUAGAAGAUGUACUUAACUUUUUCUCAGACAGCAGAAUCCGCAACAGUGAGAAGGGAGUACAUUUUCUCUUAAAUAGAGAUGGGAAGCGCCGGGGCGACGCCCUGAUCGAGAUGGAGUCGGAGCAGGAUGUGCAGAAGGCCCUGGAGAAGCACCGCAUGUACAUGGGCCAGCGGUAUGUGGAAGUGUAUGAGAUAAACAAUGAAGAUGUGGAUGCCUUAAUGAAGAGCCUGCAGGUCAAAGCCUCCCUGCCAGCCAACGAUGGUGUGGUUCGGCUGAGGGGCCUUCCAUACAGCUGCAAUGAGAAGGACAUCGUGGACUUCUUUGCAGGACUGAAUAUAGUGGACAUCACUUUUGUGAUGGACUACAGGGGCAGGAGGAAAACGGGGGAAGCCUACGUACAAUUUGAAGAACCGGAAAUGGCUAGCCAGGCCCUGAUGAAACACAGGGAGGAAAUUGGGAACCGAUACAUAGAGAUAUUUCCAAGCAGGAAGACUGAAGUUCGAACACAUGUUGGCUCUCAUAAGGGAAAGAAAAUGGCAUCUUCUCCUACUGCCAAGUAUACGACUGAACCCGAUGUAGUCUUUGAAGAACAGGAAGUAAAUGAGGAUAUUGGACCCGUGACAGCUUUUGAAAGUGAGAAGGAGAUAGAGCUGCCAAAGGAGAUGCCGGAGAAGCUUCCAGAGGCUGCUGAUGUUGGAGCCACACCUUCCCCGCAUGUCGUGCACAUGAGAGGGCUGCCUUUCCACGCUAACGCACAGGACAUCAUAAAUUUCUUCAUGCCACUGAAGCCUGUGCGGAUCACCAUGGAGUACAGCUCUAUUGGGAAGGCCACGGGCGAGGCUGAUGUGCACUUUGACAGCCACGAGGACGCCGUGGCGGCGAUGCUCAAGGACCGGUCCCACGUGCACCAUAGGUAUAUUGAACUGUUCCUGAACUCAUGUCCAAAAGGAAAAUAAGACUUCAGGAGUUCUGGAUAUUAAGGGUGAAGAAAGCAUUUCGUUUGCACAUGUUUCUUGGACAUGAGAUACCAAGUUCCAGUAUAUUGGCAGCAGCUGCUAGAGAAAAGAUUUUGAGGUUUUUGGUUAAUUGUAUCUAAGAUAAAUUUGUAGUGGACUGAUUAGAGAGAGAAAGAUGCAGUUUGGGAUUAUGAAAUAAACCACAAAUUACAAUUUUUGUUUAAGCUGCCCAGGAUCUGGUUAAAAGAAUCUGGUCUUUAUUUUAUAUAAACAGUUUUUUUUGUUUGUUUGUUUUGUUUUUUUUUUCAUAGAGGAUAUGUUGCCCAGUGUAAAGACUACAUAUUUUUAUUCAGCAGUAUUUGUUAAAAUCUUUCUCCCAUUUAAAAAAUAAUCUUUUUAAGGUGUUAGUUUUUUGCCUAUGAAUUAAGAGCUCUGAUACAAAACCUCUCAAGGGGUUACAAUAAUGAUAUAUUUUAACCACUCACCAAAGCAGGAAAGGAUUUCAGACUUUUAAAGGAGUGUGGUUUGGGAAAAGAUUCAAUUUUAGCUUUAUUCGGUUACUUAGGUGGGGGUAGGAAUUGAAAAGACAAAAGGUGAGUGUAAGACAGUUUGGCAGUUUUAUGUCUUUAGAAGUAUUUUGCCUUCUAGGCCUUGUGCAAAGCCUUGUAGCACUGGUGCCUGUCUACUUAAGGGGAAAUCUGGUCUCAACUGAAAGGUUAUCUGGCCCCUCACCCUAAUUAUUUUUGGUUUUGGGUAAACCUUACGGGUGUUUGUUAGCAUCAGAACUGUAAGUGAUACUGUGUGUCAAAACAGUAGAUUGGGAAGAACCUUAGUGGCUUCCCUUGACUUUAAACCAGAUGGGGGAAAUGCAGGUCCCUCAUUUGCUUCUUCAGUGGGGUAGCCCAGCCUAUAUUUUAGAACAAGUAGGGUGCCUUGCUUAGGUAAAAAUAGCAUUCACUGCGUAACUGUGUGAGGGCUACGGGUAAGCUGUACUUCUGUACACUGUGGCAUUCCCUUCUGCUUUCGUAUUAAACAGCUUGCUAUUUUCAGUACUGGACCAGACGGCUGGCUUCCAAAUGUAGUCGUUAAUAAACUAACUCUGUGUGCAUCUGUGUCGGAGAGUUAAA
Molecule: messenger RNA, 2213 nt
Organism: Chinchilla lanigera (long-tailed chinchilla)
Lineage: Eukaryota; Metazoa; Chordata; Mammalia; Rodentia; Chinchillidae
Gene: Grsf1
Product: G-rich RNA sequence binding factor 1
Biological process (GO): regulation of RNA splicing
Cellular component (GO): nucleoplasm; ribonucleoprotein complex
Molecular function (GO): RNA binding
Source: RefSeq, a predicted model, not a curated record